Messenger RNA from Biomphalaria glabrata, 3513 nucleotides. RefSeq names its product lon protease homolog, mitochondrial-like. Gene Ontology annotation, molecular function: ATP binding; ATP-dependent peptidase activity; serine-type endopeptidase activity. Bases 29 to 3250 code for a protein of 1073 amino acids. The record is from RefSeq and is a predicted model, not a curated record. Gene Ontology annotation, biological process: chaperone-mediated protein complex assembly; protein quality control for misfolded or incompletely synthesized proteins; protein catabolic process. The transcript has 20 exons. NCBI's taxonomy places the organism in Eukaryota, Metazoa, Mollusca, Gastropoda, Planorbidae. Gene Ontology annotation, cellular component: mitochondrial matrix.
GUUAUUGUAAAUAUAAAUUCAAGACAAAAUGGCAGCGCUCCUGAGAAACUCGAGUUGGAAUGUUUUUAAGACGCGUAAUGCUAGGACAAUGCAUUUCGGAAAAGGUUUUAAAGUUUCUUUUAGAUCUAGAUCUGUCAGAAAGGAAUACGCUUCACUCUGUAAUUAUAACAGCUUUCAAACUAAUUUGUUAAAUGCAUGUGAACAAUCUCAGUCUAAAAGUAACGUAUUGCGUCAGAUAACAAAAGAUUCGCUUUCUUCUUCAUCUUCGAAAGGUUACAGUAACAGUUACAGAUCUACUGUAUUACCAAAUUUAAACCUUAUCCAAAAUAAUUCAGAUACUGUAAAACGCAAAACUACCCCAAUAUCUGAAAUAACACCUUAUUCCUUAUACAAACAUUCUAGAGCAUGCAAUAAAAUCAAGUUAUUAUCUCAAAGUCAAAGACAAGUUGGACUAACAACAAACAGCCAAGGGAACAGAACUGUUUUGAACAUUGUAGCCCCUGGUAAUUUUACAAGUGUUAGGCUUAUUUCUGUUUCUUCUGGUCAUUUGCAAAAGAAAAAUGAUGAUGAUGGGGAUAAUACCAAUUCUAAAAAGGAACCUGAAGUGCAAUCUGAACCAACGGAAGAAUCUCAAGAAAUGGGAAGCUUCAAUCCAAUUGGGGCAUUAACCACAAUGUCUGUGCCGGAGUUUCUGCCAGUGGUGCCAGUUAUUGCCAUCAGCAGGAAUCCAGUUUUUCCAAGAUUUGUCAAAAUGAUUGAGGUUUCUCACCCUGAAUUGAUGGAACUGUUAAGAAGAAAAGUAAAGUUCAAUCUUCCCUAUGCUGGUGUUUUCUUAAAGAAGGAUGAUACAAAUGAAUCAGAUGUUGUGGAUCGUCUUGAUGACAUCUACAGUGUUGGUACUUUUGUACACAUCACUGAGAUGCAUGACCUUGGGGAUAGGCUGAGAAUGAUAAUGAUGGCUCACCGAAGAAUCAAAAUAACUGACCUUGGAUCAGAAGAUGAAAUAGAAGCUUUACAAGAUCAAGCAGGAAAGUCAAAGCGAAAAGCCAGGCGCAGAAAUGGUAAGAAGGAAUCUGAUACAGACAAAAAAGAGGAUGGAACAUCAAGUGAAACAACAGAAAGUCAUUCUCCAUAUGCAUUGGGAAGCCUUUUCAAGUCUAGAAAAGAGCCUGCAUCCAAAACAUCUGAGCCAAAAAGUGCCCCAUCACAUGUGUUGCUUGUUAGAACAGAAAACAUCAUGCAUGAGCCUUUUGAAAGUAAUGAUGAAAUCAAGGCACUGACAUCUGAAGUUGUGAAAACAAUUAGAGAUAUUAUUGCCAUGAAUCCUUUAUAUAGAGAAAAUCUUGCUCAGAUUAUUCAAGCGGGCCAGAGAGUAAUUGAUAAUCCAGUUUAUAUUAGUGAUUUAGGUGCUGCCCUGACGGCUGGAGAGCCCAGAGAACUACAAGAAGUGCUAGAAGAGAAAAAUAUUGCUAAACGAUUGAUGUUAGCCUUGUCAUUGCUUAAAAAAGAAUUUGAACUGAGCAAACUCCAGCAGCGCAUCGGAAAAGAAGUAGAAGAAAAGGUGAAGAAACAGCACAGAGAAUACAUUCUUCGAGAGCAGUUAAAAAUCAUUAAAAAAGAACUGGGGCUUGAGAAGGAUGACAAAGAUGCCAUUGAAGAAAAGUUUAGAGCAAGGCUGAAGGAUUUGGUUGUGCCAGCACAUGUAAAAGAAGUGAUUGAUGAAGAGCUGUCUAAGUUAUCAUUCCUUGAUAAUCAUUCUUCAGAAUUCAAUGUGACUCGCAAUUAUUUAGACUGGUUGACGGGAUUACCCUGGGGUAAAUAUAGUGAAGAGACACUGGAGCUUGACAGAGCCCAGAAAAUUCUUGAUGAAGAUCACUAUGGCAUGGAGGAUGUUAAAAAAAGAAUUCUUGAAUUCAUCGCUGUCAGCCAACUCAAAGGUAGCACACAAGGAAAAAUUCUUUGUUUUUAUGGGCCCCCUGGUGUUGGUAAAACAAGUAUUGCUCGGUCCAUUGCAAGAGCUUUAAAUAGAAAAUAUUUCAGAUUUAGUGUGGGCGGAAUGACAGAUGUUGCAGAAAUUAAAGGUCAUAGGAGAACUUAUGUUGGUGCAAUGCCUGGUAAAAUCAUUCAAUGUUUGAAAAAAACAAAGACAGAAAAUCCACUUGUUCUCAUUGAUGAAGUAGAUAAAAUGGGUCGUGGUUACCAAGGCGACCCAUCAUCAGCAUUACUAGAGCUCUUGGAUCCUGAACAGAAUCAAAAUUUUUUGGAUCAUUACUUGGAUGUCACAGUUGACUUAAGCAAGGUUCUAUUCAUCUGUACGGCCAAUGUUGUUGACACUAUUCCUGAACCACUUAGAGACAGAAUGGAAAUGAUAGACGUAUCAGGAUAUGUGGCAGAGGAAAAACUAAACAUAGCCACACAAUACUUGAUUCCCCAAGCACUUCAAAGUUCAGGAGUGGAUCAGAGUAAGAUGAACAUCUCCAAUGAAGCCAUCAGUACAUUGAUCAAGUCCUACUGCAGGGAGAGUGGAGUUAGGAACUUACAGAAACAUAUUGAAAAGAUCUAUCGGAAAGCUGCAUUGAAGGUGGUAAAAGAGAAGGUUGACACUAUCGUUGUAGAUAACAACAAUCUUCAUGAGUAUGUUGGCAAGCCAUUGUUUACGCAUGACCGAAUGUAUGAUUUAACACCACCUGGAGUAGUGACUGGCUUGGCCUGGACAGCUAUGGGUGGGUCGACAUUGUUUAUUGAAACUGCAAUCAAGAAACCCUUGAAGGAUGAUAAUAAAGAAGUAGGAUCCCUUGAGCUGACAGGCAGUCUGGGUAAUGUCAUGAAAGAAAGUGCUCACUUAGCCUACACAUUUGCUAAAGCCUUUACAGCCAAGAACUUCCCUGACAAUGACUUUAUGCAGAGAGCUCACAUUCACUUGCAUGUACCUGAGGGAGCGACACCUAAAGAUGGUCCUAGUGCAGGUUGUACUAUAGUCACUGCUUUGUUAUCCCUAAUGUUAAACAAACCAGUCAGACAAAACCUGGCCAUGACUGGAGAGGUUUCACUCAUUGGAAAGAUUCUACCAGUCGGUGGAAUCAAAGAGAAAACAAUUGCUGCCAAACGUGUCGGGGUGACCUGUGUGAUCAUGCCAGCAGAGAACAAGAAAGACUACUCUGACUUACCCAAGUUCAUCACCGAUGGACUAGAAAUUCAUUUUGUUGAAAAUUAUGAUGAAGUGUUCAAAUUGGCAUUUCCUGACCUAUAAAAGUGUAUGAAUGGAAAUGUGUGUGUGUGUGCACAGAUUUUGUUUAUUGUCUUUCCUAGGAACUAGAAGUGGACAGAAAAUGUGUGAGUGUGAAAAGAGACUCUUUUAACAGUUAUCUUCUAACAUUACUAGUUACUACAUUGGUUUAACUUAUUAUGUCAUCUCGAUGUUUAUACAAAGAUUAUAUCAUUAGAUUGUUAUAUUACAUGAUUGGCAUUAUUUUAUAUGUAAUAAAUAAAACAUUUAAAUGCUUUAAAAAAAAA